Macroventuria anomochaeta is the source of this 1146-nucleotide messenger RNA. RefSeq lists its product as uncharacterized. Lineage: Eukaryota; Fungi; Ascomycota; Dothideomycetes; Pleosporales; Didymellaceae. The coding region runs from base 223 to 933 and encodes 236 amino acids. The record is from RefSeq and is a predicted model, not a curated record. The transcript has 2 exons.
CGAAAAUUGCUGCAUGCAUCUCAAAUCAUUGUAUUGAGAGCGCGUCUAUUGAGUGUGCAUCGUGAAAGGUGCUCCGUGAGUUGUGACGUUGUUGCUGCUUGCCCACAAACGCGCGCGCCUUCUUCAUGAGCAAGAACAAGAGCACACCUUCGGCUGCAAGCAAUCAGGAAGUCAAUACCAACAACUGAUCUUCAUACUUCAAACAUCGACAUCUCCAAGGCCAUGGUCUCCAAUUGGAUCAUCGCAGCCUCUACGGCAGCAGUACUAGCCUUCUACUACGAUUUCAAGAGCUGGCAGAGCUAUGGAACCGGUGGCACACCGCCAACGCUACAAGGCUAUCUCAAGAUCCGACGAUGGGGUUUGUAUCUGCUCUAUAAACGACAGAACCUCCUCGAUCCAUCUCCGAUUCCAGAUACAGGCGUAUCAUACAUCAAACCCGGCAAAGUACCAGAGAGGCCAGGUCUCCCACCGAGCAUCACUCGCUGGACACUGCCUCAACGCCAAUAUCCGCAGCCAAUCACAAAGGGUGCGUUAACAGAACUAAAUAACCUCAUGCAGACCUUCGCUAGCACAGCAUCUUAUUCAGAGUACAUCGAGACACGAUCAAGCAAAACAGAGGGCGGCACUGGUCCUGCAAUCUACGUCAAGCCAAAUGUGAAGACGAUCAAUCCGGUGGCACACAAGAUCUUCUACGAAGUCGCUCACGUGCAUCCCAAGGAAAAUUCGCUACACGUAUAUGUCAGUCCAAAGGACGCAAAGACGAUCGUGAGCAGAGGCUGGGGACAGCGCUUUCCAGUCACUUGGUUGGCACCUCCAAGCUGGAUCAUGGUGUAUGCUCCAAGAAAUGAGAGGGAGCUUGAGGUCGUGAAGGAGAUUGUCAGGGCUGCGAUCUGUCAUGCGGUGGGUAUGGAAGUUUCUGAUGUAAAGCCCUAAGUGCAAGUGCAGAAGCACAGGAAUGGUAGCUUCUCUUGAAUGGGAUUGGGAGCGACAAAGACUGAGCAUGCGCAUUUAUAACUACGAUACGGCCAAGGCUUUCAUCAAGCAUACUUGAAUCCUCUCUACAAGCAGUUCGAAGGGGAAAUGUGCUCUCUUGAGCUGAAGGCUGAAGCAACGCCCAGAACAGUUUUCGUGUUUUGUAUGACACAG